Molecule: messenger RNA, 1266 nt
Organism: Drosophila erecta
Lineage: Eukaryota; Metazoa; Arthropoda; Insecta; Diptera; Drosophilidae
Product: malate dehydrogenase
Exons: 1
Coding region: 69-1112 (347 amino acids)
Biological process (GO): tricarboxylic acid cycle; carboxylic acid metabolic process
Cellular component (GO): cytoplasm; mitochondrion
Molecular function (GO): L-malate dehydrogenase (NAD+) activity
Source: RefSeq, a predicted model, not a curated record
UUACCUUUUCAUUCAAAUUCUUGUAUCGAAAUACACUAAAAUUUAGAAAACUAAACAAAAAUUAUAAAAUGAUAAUUGCCUCUCGAUUGUUAACCCAUGUGGGCAAACUGCCUCCCAUGGUCCAGCAGCUUGGAUGCAUCAACCGCGGCCUCAAGGUCUCCGUUGUGGGUUCGGUGGGUGGAAUCGGCCAGCCGCUGUCUCUUCUACUCAAGCUAAAUCCGGACAUCGAGAAGCUAUCGCUGUAUGACAUAAAGAACACAACCGGAGUAGGGGUAGAUCUAUCCCAUAUCAACACCCGUGCUUCGGUGUGCCCAUUCGAGGGUAAGGAUGGUUUAAAAAAGGCUAUGGACAAGGCUGAUAUAGUGGUGGUACCGGCGGGCUUGCCACGUAAGCCCGGAAUGAAGCGCGAAGAUUUGGUGGACGUGAAUGCCACCGUUGCCUGCGAAGUGGCUGUUGCGGCUAGUGAAGUUUGUCCCGGUGCCAUGCUGGCCUUCAUCACGAAUCCCAUCAAUGUGAUAGUGCCCAUCGUGGCCACCAUUCUGAAGGCAAAGGGCACAUACGACCCGAAUCGACUAUUCGGUGUCACCAGUCUGGAUGUGGUACGAGCCCAGACCUUUGUGGCGGACAUCCUCAACUCCAAUCCACAGAAAGUGAAUAUACCCGUGAUCGGCGGCCACACAGGUCGCACCAUCCUACCCAUCCUGUCGCAGUGUGAUCCUCCCUUCAACGGCACUGUCAAGGAGCGCGAGGAGUUGAUCAAACACAUCCAGAACGCGGGCACAGAGGUGGUUAAUGCCAAGGAUGGUCUGGGAUCGGCCACCCUAUCAAUGGCUUUUGCAGCCUCUCAUUUCAUAAACGCAUUGAUCAGGGGAAUCAAGGGCUCGAAGGACCAGUGCGUUGUGGAGUGCGCCUAUGUGGAGUCUGAUGUCACCGAGGCCCAGUUCUUUGCCACUCCUUUGGUACUGGGACCCCAGGGUAUCGAGCAGAAUACGGGAUUGCCCGAAUUAGACGACGAAGAGAGGAAAGCUCUAGACUUCAUGCUGCCCAUUUUGAAGGAGAGUAUCGAGAAGGGUAUCAAGAUAGGCGAGGAUAUGAUGAACAGUUGCGUAUAGCAAUGGAAAUAUAACGUGCAUCAACAGUUUAUUCAGAUUUUGGUCAUUUGAGUUUUGUUAAAUUUCUGAUGAUAGAAAAUGUUUAAUGCAAUCUUAAAAAGGCCCGAAAACGGAUUCAAAUUAUAAGUUUUAUAGCCGUAAUGCUGGUAAGCUC